Messenger RNA from Mycena citricolor, 830 nucleotides. The record is from the annotation of a GenBank genome assembly. NCBI's taxonomy places the organism in Eukaryota, Fungi, Basidiomycota, Agaricomycetes, Agaricales, Mycenaceae.
CGAAUCCAGACAUGUCCUGAGCAUCACCCAGCAGACAGCGAUAUCAUGCAAUCUUCAGCCAAACUUGAACAAACGGCACCAGUUUCUGUCUCUACAAACUACCUCCGGGCGUCUCCAAGGUCGACUUCGAUGCGCAACUCAACCAAUUCAUGGACACGAUGGCUCAGCUCCCGGUUGUGCAGGAAAAUUGGGCCACCUUUGAGCUGAUCCUCCAAAACGACAAGCUUGAUGGGUGCAUCACCGACUUGGGUCUCCCUGCGCCGCAGCAAUGCGCAAUCCUGAUCACCCACGCGCACAGUCAUGAGCACUGCGAGAAGCUCACGAGCCACCCGUCGACGCAAGACAUGGUUGCCGCCGCCACCGCAUCGUAUGGAGGCUAGGAACGGCAAGCUGAUUAGCGAGCAGUUCCAUCUUUGAUGGCCGCCGGAAUGAUGGGGUCACAUGUUUUUCUCAAAAUCGGUGAGUGUUCAUAGUGAGGGCCUCCAAUGGCGUACAACCGGUCGUUUUUUGUGAAUCGUUUCUUCGGGAAUGUGAGGAAACCAAGUAUCGGGAGGCAUCCAGUGAUGAUCAGAAUGAUCACGUGAAACAACCUUGAUGAGCUCGCUGACAAAUCCAUUGAGAUCUUUCAGUGCACGUGAUAGAUUGAUCAAAUGAUCACGUGCAACAACCUUGACGAGCUCGCUGACAAAUCCAUUGGAUCUUUCGUGCACGUGAUCGAUGAUUUCAGGGCUAGGGCGCAUCACUGCUCGUCAUCGAUAAGGAGAGAACGGGCUGUCAUGAGCACAGAUUGAGCUACCACAUGUCUGCAUUAUUAAAGUCCUCGGGACUCU